CAAAAUUUUAAUUUAUUUUCAUUACAAAUGUCCUUUUUAAAAUAUAUAUAGUUCGAAAGUAUUCUGGUAUGUAAUAACCGAAAAAGAAGGUGGAAAGGGACAAGAUAGUGAAAGACCAUUGAAUCAAGCAGAAAAAAAGCUUUCUCCCACCUUUUUCUCUCUCGAACCCCUAAAACCAAUCCAGUUCCGCCAUUAAAACUCUUCACACGCUCCUCUCCCAGUAACAAGUACUACUAGAAGAAAUGUCGAUGAACAACUCCCCAAUUUUCCCCAUGCCCGAGUCUCAACAUUUCAGCGAUUAUGGCUUCGAUCCCCAAAUCGACUACUUUCAGGUUUUGGAAGAAGCGAGGAAGCACAAGAAUGAAAACUCGUCGAAAUCCUCCAUUGACAGUCUUCAGUUCAAGCUCCAGAAACCUGUAUCGAAGGACGACCUGAUUCGAACCACUCUACGCAAGAAGAAGAAGGGUUGGUUCUGGAGAAACGCUUUGCUCUUCUUCAACUGGCGGAAGUGGCCAAUCUCCGCCGUCGGAAGACGAGGCAGCCAUUACGCCGUCGACGGAGACAUUGGAUUCGACGAUCGCGACGUUCACAUGGCGAGGGCUAGAAAUUUUCGAGCAUCAGUCGGUUCGAUAUCGGGACCGGUUUACGUGACGGAGAGCCGGAGCGGUUCGAGCACGCCGUACCGGACGAUAAGACCUUCGAUGACGUUGACGCCAGCGAUUCCGUAUCUGAGUUUAAGGGAGCUUAACAUGGAGCGGCAACAGAGGAUCGCUACCUCUUCUAUGUCGGCGUUCGCUUCUGCGCUCGUGUACGAGAAGAAAUGCGCAUUUGCAAGUGAAGAGCAGAAGCAAAGUGGCGAGAGAGAACACCACGAGAGACUCCACCACAAUCACAGAUCCUAG
Messenger RNA from Thlaspi arvense, 902 nucleotides. The record is from the annotation of a GenBank genome assembly. NCBI's taxonomy places the organism in Eukaryota, Viridiplantae, Streptophyta, Magnoliopsida, Brassicales, Brassicaceae.